This is a messenger RNA of Medicago truncatula (barrel medic), 1309 nucleotides long. Its product is annotated as transcription factor MYB46. The record is from RefSeq and is a predicted model, not a curated record. Lineage: Eukaryota; Viridiplantae; Streptophyta; Magnoliopsida; Fabales; Fabaceae. The transcript has 2 exons. The coding region runs from base 33 to 992 and encodes 319 amino acids.
CCAAUUUGGGAAGAAAAUAACAAACUAAUACAAUGAGAAAGCCAGAGAUUUGUAGUACUAAAAACAACAUCAAUAUUAAUAAGAAGAAGCUUAGAAAAGGUUUGUGGUCACCAGAAGAAGAUGAGAAACUUAUGAACUAUAUGGUUAGGAAUGGACAAGGAUGUUGGAGUGAUGUGGCAAGAAAUGCUGGAUUGGAAAGAUGUGGCAAAAGUUGUAGGCUAAGAUGGAUCAAUUACUUGAGGCCUGAUCUUAAAAGAGGUGCUUUCUCAACACAAGAAGAAGAACUCAUCAUCCAUUUCCAUUCUCUACUUGGAAACAGAUGGUCUCAAAUAGCAGCACGAUUACCGGGAAGAACCGACAAUGAAAUAAAAAACUUUUGGAAUUCAACUAUAAAGAAAAGACUUAAGAACUUGUCUUCUUCAACCUCACCAAAUCCAAGUGAUGAGUCCUCACCUGAACCUAACAAAGAUUUCAAUAUACAACAAGGGUCCUAUAUUUCUAUACAACAUGCAAAUUACAACAGCUACAUGAGUAUGCCUAUGUUCACUUCAUCAUCAACAUCUCCAUCACCAUCAAUAUUGCAAAACACAAUUUUCAAUACCAUGAAUAUUGACACGUUGCCUGUGAUGGAUCAUAGUGGAUACUUCAACAAUACAGUUACUACAAUGCCAUGCUUUUCGUCACAAAAUCACGAAGUUGAAAUUAAAGGUUCUUAUUUAGAAAAUGGUGUGUUUGGGAGUGUAAAUAUUGGAGUAGAAGGGGAUAUGGAGAAUAAGUGCAACAUAGAAACUAACCCUAACCAUUCUGAUUAUUAUUUUGAUGACAUAAAGAUAAACAAUAUGCUUAGUAACUGCAAUAUUAUUGAAAGCAAUAAUAAUAAAAUUGAAAGUAGGGGUGAAGUAGUGGAGAAUUUAUUUCAAGAACAAUUCAACUUGGGAGAAUGGGAUUUUGAGGAGUUGAUGAAAGAUGUUUCCUCCUUUUUAUUUUCUUGAUUUUUCAUUCUGAUCCAAUAAUAUUUGUGUUCCUACGGCUAUAUCAUUUUUUUCCCUCAAUUUCUCCUAAUUGGGGUCCCAUUUUUUAGUCAAACCUUCAGAAUUUAUAUAUGAACCUUGAUUGGUAGACUUGGUGGUUUCAUUACAAUACCUUUGUUGUUAUACGAAAGGAGUAUAUAAGUUUACAAAUUAACAAUAAACAGGUAGGUCUGAAAUAAAAGUCAAACAUAUAUACAUGAUCGUGUAAGUAGUCUUGCAAGUUAAUUUUUGUACCUGGAAACCAUUGUAGUUAAUUACAAUAUUAAUCUUCCUUCCUA